UAACACAAAUAAACAAGAGCCAAUGAGGCGCACGCUGUCAUUUUAUGUGAUAUCACUAGCUCACUGAUAAGAUAAGACAUAGUCAGAUCUGAGGUGUAACUCCAGUGUACUGUCUUACUUUAAGAAAAAAUGUACUUCAAACGAAUACGCGGAGUGUUAGUGAUUUUAAGCGUCCUAAUUUCGGCGAGCUACGGCCAAGCGGUGGAAGUAAAAGGCGGUCCCGCGUGUGACAUUACACAGAGAGAAGACACCCUGACUGUCAACUGUUCCAGAAGGGACAUCGACUCGAUCCCUACCUGGCCGGAGCAGAUCAACAACAUAGAGCAAGUGCACGAUGUGGUGAUAACGUUCUUCAAUAACAGCAUCAGUUUUGUGACUGAGCUGGGCAGCGUGCCCGGCAGCCAUGUUGCCAUCAGCUUCAAGUCCAACGCGAUCGACAACAUUGACGAAGACGCCUUCAGCAACGUGCCUCGCAUGCUUUACCUCGACCUGAGCAACAACCUCAUCACUGGCGAAGUGUUGAGGAGUGAAAUCUUCCACGGGCCUUACAAAAAUGACGUGUACGACAGCAUUGCCCUAGAGACCCUCAACUUGGGCUUCAAUCAGAUACACUCUUUGGACAGAUACCUGUUCCAGUACACCCCAAACCUGACGCGACUGUAUCUAAACAACAACCCUAUAGAGCUACUCGACCACGUCACCGUCCUGGCUUUGUCAAGCGCCGUCAAUUUGGAGGUCCUCGACUUAUCAAAGACUGACAUCGACACUAUACCGCUAGAUGCGUUCAGAGGCUUGCUCAAUCUGCAGCACAUUGACCUAUCUGACAACAGAUUCACCACAGUGCCUGAAAGCUUGAGUCUGGUGGGGAGUACACUAAAAUACCUGACUUUCAACAAGAAUCCUAUAGUGAAACUCGAUGAUGACAGCUUUAUAGGUUUGAACAACUUAAUAGAACUGGAAGUCGCCGAAAACGACUACUUGGAAGAGGUGACGCGGAGCACGUUCUCUCCUCUGAGGAACCUGAGAAUACUGCAUCUUUGUCACAACGAGAACUUGCGAUACAUCAGCCAUAACGCCUUCAGGGGGCUGAAGGACAAGUGGACUUUGAAAGAGAUUUAUCUAGAUGACAACAACCUGAGUGAACUUUCCCCAGAUCUAAUGCCAUGGAACAAGUUGGAGAUUCUAGGAAUGACUGGCAACAACUGGCUGUGCAACUGUGACCUGGCCAACAUAAUCACAACACAGGGGGCAGGUUCCAAAUUCAAACCAAGUGAAAUUCCAUACUGUGCAGCUCCAAUGAAACUGGCUGGAUCCCUUAUAACAAACAUAACAGUUUCCUUCUGCCCUGCUUUUGAUAAAACAUUCACAUCAAAUAGAGGAUUCAGCCUCGGCAACUUGAGCCCAAGACAUGUCAUAUGGAGCAUUCUUGGGGUGGCAUUCAUUGCAUUAAUCGGGAUGAUGCUAGGUAUGUUAGUGAAAGGCAUCAAAACUGUUUAUGUCAAGAGAAUUAAAAAUCAGUCUAUCCGGUAUGUUAACUUGAAAGAAGAUGCCAUCAAUGCCUAAAUGUAUUAUUUUGAAAGGCAAUUUUAGGAACUGCAGUAUUGCAAACAAGUAUUAUAAGUAGUCUUUAAAAUCUGUACAUAAAUAAGAUUUGAGUUAUACAUUGUCUGGAAAUAUAAAAGUGUACUCAAA
This is a messenger RNA of Plodia interpunctella (Indianmeal moth), 1692 nucleotides long. Its product is annotated as toll-like receptor Tollo. The record is from RefSeq and is a predicted model, not a curated record. Gene Ontology annotation, molecular function: protein binding. NCBI's taxonomy places the organism in Eukaryota, Metazoa, Arthropoda, Insecta, Lepidoptera, Pyralidae. Bases 130 to 1563 code for a protein of 477 amino acids. The transcript has 8 exons. Gene Ontology annotation, cellular component: extracellular matrix.